Coffea eugenioides is the source of this 1708-nucleotide messenger RNA. RefSeq names its product UDP-glycosyltransferase 74F2-like. Gene Ontology annotation, molecular function: UDP-glycosyltransferase activity. The transcript has 2 exons. The record is from RefSeq and is a predicted model, not a curated record. The coding region runs from base 64 to 1431 and encodes 455 amino acids. NCBI's taxonomy places the organism in Eukaryota, Viridiplantae, Streptophyta, Magnoliopsida, Gentianales, Rubiaceae.
CCAUAAAUAGCAUCUCUCUUUAGAAAACAUGUUCAGAAAUCAGAAGACUAAGAGCCAACAAAAAUGGAGGAUAGGAACCAAUCUUACAGAGCCCACGUCUUGGCAAUUCCUUAUCCAACCCAAGGCCACAUAAAUCCCAUGUUGCAAUUUUGCAAGAGGUUAGUCUCCAAAGGCUGCAAAGCCACUCUAGCAAUCACAAAUUUCAUCUCCAAAACCAUGCAGCCAAAAUCAGAAACUGUUCAAAUUGAUACCAUUUCUGAUGGAUUUGAUGAAGGUGGCUUCACUCAAGCAGAGAGCAUCCAUUCAUAUUUAGAACAUCUACAAGAUGCUGGCUUGAAAACUCUGAGGGAACUUCUAAAUAGGCAGAAAAACGCAGGGACUCCUGUUGAUUGCAUAAUCUAUGAUUCUUUCUUGCCUUGGGUUGUGGAUAUUACUCAAGAGUUUGGUCUAGUUUCAGCUGCUUUCUUCACUCAACCUUGUGCUGUUAAUUUUGUAUAUUAUUAUGUAUAUCAUGGGCUUCUGACACUGCCGAUUUCUUCAUGUCCCGUAUCCAUUCCUGGAUUGCCACUUCUUGAUCGCCUGGACAUGCCAGCAUUUAUUGCUUUUGAGGGUACAUAUCCUGCAUAUUUCCAGCUGGUUCUGAGGCAGUUUUUGAACAUAGACAAAGCUGAUUAUGUGCUUGUGAAUACAUUCUACAAGUUGGAAGCCGAGGCCUUGGAUGCCAUGUCAAAAGUUUGUCCAUUACUUACCAUUGGUCCAACCGUUCCAUCGGUAUACUUGGACAACCGAGUUCCAAAUGAUGAAGAAUAUGGGCUCGACCUCUUUGAAUUAGACCCCUCAAUGAGCAUCAAAUGGUUACAUAGCAAGCCUAAGGGUUCUGUUGUUUUCAUAGCAUUUGGUAGUAUGGUCACUUUUGAUGAGAAACAAAUGGAGGAAUUAGCAAUGGGACUGAAACAAAGCAAUUUCUACUUCUUAUGGGUGGUGAGGGCUUGUGAGGAAGCUAAGCUUCCAAGAAACUUUGUGCAAGAAACAAGAGAAAAGGGCUUGUUGGUAAGAUGGAGUCCACAGAUGAAAGUACUAGCCAAUGAGGCAAUUGGAUGCUUUUUCUCACAUGCUGGAUGGAAUUCUAGUAUUGAAGCUUUGAGCAUGGGAGUGCCUAUGGUUGUCAUGCCUCAAUGGACUGAUCAAACUACUAAUGCUAAACUUGUCCAAGAUGUUUGGAAAGUGGGGAAAAGAGUUAAAGUUGAUGAGAAUGGUCUUGUAGGGAGGGAAGAGGUUGAGGGUUGUGUAAGGCAAGUUAUGGAAGGAGAGAGCGGAAAGGAAAUGAAAGACAAUGCUAUUAAAUGGAUGAAUUUGGCUAAGGAGGCAGUCUGUGAGAAUGGGACUUCUGAUAAAUGCAUUGAUGAGUUUUUAUCAAGAUGGAAAGUGUAAAUUUAUGGACUUGUAUCCUCUGAGGACCGAUGGUGAUUCAGUCUCCUCCGGGUUGUUUUUGGGUCUUUUCAGGUCUCCCCUCCCCUUAAUAUAGAGUAAUGUAGGUCUAUCGUGUCAGGCCAUAUAAAAAAAAAAAUCCUCUGAGGACUUAUAAUUUAGAUGAUUCAAUUAGAGGUAGUCAUAGCACUCAUGUUGCACUAUUGCUUAUUUUCAACCUUAAUACAAAAAUAAAUAAAUAAAUAGAUAAAUAAACAUGUUUGCAAGUACUUGUUGAUAA